UGUCAUCCUUUUGGGAAUCACAAUAAAAUUGUCGAGGCUUGAAUGCUGCCCUGUUUGCUGCCAUCAACUGUAAAUAUAUACCAAUAGUCUAAAAUGCAGCAAGUUCCCAGGCACGAAGCAAAACGAACUGGUGAUUGGGUGCUUACUGGAACACCUUUUGACGAGGACCAGGUACCACCAAAGCAGUCCCAGUCUCAAAAGAUAGCGCCAACCCUCGAAUUCUUUCAGCAAGUGAGAGAUGAGAAUGGUCGUCAAAGGUUACAUGGAGCUUUCAAAGGAGGUUUCUCAGCAGGCUAUUUCAACUCUGUAGGCUCCAAGGAAGGAUGGACUCCUUCUUCUUUUUAUUCUUCUCGAACGAAACGAGCCAGACAAGAACCUAGAAAUCGACUAGAAGGACUCAUCGAUGAAGAGGACGUUGAAGACGAUGAUCCAAUAUUUUCUAUUGGUGGAUUUCCGUUAGAUGUAAAGCCUUAUUUUGGUUGUUUGGGAAAUCACGAAAGCCACAGAGCUUCUAGACAAUCCAAGAAAGGAGCCUUUGAAGGAGCUUCUUCUCAACUCUUUUCUGAAGAUAUUUUGCAAGUUUCACCAGAAAGUUUCUCGCUAGGAUUUCAGAUGUUAAGAAAGUUAGGUUGGAGAGAUACUCGUGUAAUAGGAGAAGAAGGAAACGUGAAAAAUGCACCGGUUGUGAAGGUAUAUGGUCCUGAAUUGCCUUUGAAAAGUCAUCAGGUGUCUUGGCGAGUAGAUUCGUUACGUAGCGAAGAUGAUAUUUCAGGAAUAGGAUACAACACAGAGAAUAUAUUAGAUUGGAAGGGACCAAAACGCGAAACGACUCAAGGGUUGCUGUACCAAACACAGUCAAUCAGUUAUCUAGAAGAAGAUGAUGACGAAUAUGAUGUAUUCGACAACCAGCAGGAAGAUUAUUUACAAAGUAUACAAGACGCCGUCGAAAAACGAGCAAAGCUGUCUAAAAAAGGAGCAGAUGAUUUCAAGGAAGUAGAUAAACCAUCAAGCAAUGAUGCCUUCUUGGCAGGUAAACUUCAAUUUCAUAUGGCUAAUGAACAAAAGAAGAGAAAAGUUUAUUCGGCUCCGACAGUUCCCGAAAUGUAUGAUUUUCGUUUCUGUCCAGAUAAGGACAAGUAUGCCUACAAUACAAGCACAUGUGGUAUUCAGACUACAAAGCGUUUACUUUCAAGCGUCAAAAAUGCAGCAGAUCGUCGCAUUCUCCUUGGAGAGUCACUUAUAAGUGUAAGUGGACCAAAAAAGAAAGUUGAUCUGACAGAUACCGGUGAACAACAACUGGUGGAUAAUUCCAAAGGACCUACAACGGGGUUGUCUAAGGAGAUUCUGGACAAACUGAAUAAGUCGAUGACAGAAAGGUUUACCAGCUCAAGUGAAGAUAAUAAUAACAGGGCAUCUCAAGAGACUCAUUCCAAAGUUUUGGAAGAUACAAGGAAAUCUCAAGGACUUCCCGUGGGUCAAUCGAAGCGCGAGAUACGAUUCUGGCAACCUUCAAGGUUGCUUUGCAAGCGUUUCAACGUUCCUCAACCUACUGUCACAGGGGAAACAUCCAAACGAACAACAAGUCGUAUAUAUUCUGAACUUCCGGUUUUCGAAACCGAAAAAUCCGUCGACCAAAAGACGGAAGAUAAGUCGCAAAGAGAUGAUAUAAAGGCCGACACUAUGGAUGAAGAGAAAGAAGAAACAAGCUUGAUAAAUAGCGAAUUUCUACGACUUCGGUCUGAGCGACCCAGCACAGAGUUGUUUCGAGCUAUAUUUGAUGAAGAUAGUGAAGAGGAAGAGUUUGUGGAAACAAACGAGCUCCCCGAAGAUUCCUUGCUCUAUGUUCGACCCAAAUCUCAAGACAAGAAAACAGCUGUCAACAACUCGAAAGCUAUUCAGAGACCAAGAGCAGUUGACUAUUUUUAAGGAAUGACAACACUUAAUUGUAUAAAUGAAACAUUCAAUAA
Messenger RNA from Galdieria sulphuraria, 1967 nucleotides. RefSeq lists its product as uncharacterized. Gene Ontology annotation, molecular function: RNA binding. Gene Ontology annotation, cellular component: nucleus. The record is from RefSeq and is a predicted model, not a curated record. NCBI's taxonomy places the organism in Eukaryota, Rhodophyta, Bangiophyceae, Galdieriales, Galdieriaceae. Gene Ontology annotation, biological process: mRNA processing. The coding region runs from base 94 to 1926 and encodes 610 amino acids. The transcript is spliced from 3 exons.